Prosopis cineraria is the source of this 672-nucleotide messenger RNA. RefSeq lists its product as uncharacterized. Bases 1 to 462 code for a protein of 153 amino acids. NCBI's taxonomy places the organism in Eukaryota, Viridiplantae, Streptophyta, Magnoliopsida, Fabales, Fabaceae. The transcript has 3 exons. The record is from RefSeq and is a predicted model, not a curated record.
AUGGUUUCUCUGUAUCUCUAUUUUAGUUUCUAUCGCGGUUCUCUUCGCGCCGCCGUCGCUCUCGUCGCUCGCUCAACUUGCUCUAACUUUCGUGCUCCGGUGACGAUGGAAGAAACUGAUUCAAAGAUGUGGCCUCAGUUAAUAUCUAAAGCUUUGGCAGAUACAUUAGCUAAACUUCAUGAGUUGAGUGAAGCACUUGCAGCAUGGACUGAAGUAUAUAAGGCAAAAGCUGAGAGAUAUAAAGGUGAGGGAAGCAAGGAGGCCACUUCUUCUUCGUCGUCCGAUUAUUCUCUUGCUAAGUGUGUGAUUAUUCUUGACAAGAUGGGGCACGUUGGAUUAAAAACUGAUUUUGUGGCAGCCUUGAAAGCUUUGAAGAGCGACCCUGAAUGGAGAGAAAUUUUUCUGACCUUGAGUUAUGAGAACAGAUGCAUAUGGCUAUGUAAUGUCAAACAUUACCUUUAAGGAGUCUUUAUUUUGUUGUUGAACUUUAUGAUUAUGUCAUCAAACUUAUGAGUUUGUGUCGGUGAUGAGGUUUUAUGAGCCUUCAGUUGUUAUUGAACUUUAUGGUUAUGUCAUUAAACGUACGAGUUUGUGCUUUUAUUCUACUGUGGGACGACUUUGUUCAUAAACAAUGUUAUGUCUGGAUUAAUGAAAAUUUGGAUUUAGAUCAAG